GGAACUAUUACCUUGUUCAUCCAUCCCGGGAAAACAUCGCCUGGCAACGAGGAGCAAAGGGAGCAAGUUUGGAGGGUGGCAGAGAGAGGGGGCACCAGUUGCUGCCGGCCAGACUCCAGCCCUCAGCGUGGUCCCUGUGAGGUGGUGACAGCGGCGGGGAGGGAGCACCAGUGCAGCAGCCACCUCCACGUGCCUCCAUCCCGGCUCCCACUGGAGAGACCGGGCAGCUCCAUCGGACCUGGCCAUCAGCCCCACAGGUGUGAGUGCAGCUGGGCAGGAGCAGAGCCAUGUCAUGGGGCAUGGGGCAACACUUGCCCCCCGGGCUCUCCAAGGCCACACUGCGGAAAUCAGCAUCAAUGUACACUGAAAUACAGCGGGAGCAACCAGACAGUGGGAAUAUCCUGACUCACCCAGACUACAUAGAUGGAAACCCAGACCUCAUCAAACCUAAAAAGCUCCUAAAUCCUAUAAAAGCCUCAAAGAGCCAUCAAGAGCUGCACAGAGAGCUGCUGAUGAACCACAAAAGAGGUUUGAGCAUGGAGAGUAAGCCAGAGCUGCAGCGGGUGCUCGAGCACCGACGGCGAAACCAGCUGAUCAGAAAGAAGAAGGAAGAGGAAGAGGCAAAGAAAUUGCAGUGUCCUUUUGAAAAAGAGCUAUUGAAGAGGCACCAGAGGCUGGACCAGUUGGAGAAAGAGCAGGAGAAGCAGGAAGACCAUGCACCAGAAUUCAUUAAAGUGAAAGAAAACCUGAGAAGAACAUCUACGGUGACUGGGGAUGAGAAAGCAGUGUAGCUUCUGACAAAACUCAACAGGGAUCCUGCCAAGGCGGGUGCUAACACACACACUCUGACAUCUCUGUACAUGGUGGACAUUCACAGCCGCAUCGCUGGGGCUACUUACGGCUAUUAACACUUGCUCCAGUAGAAGGCACAAAAAAGGUUUUCCCAGCCAGAAGGUAUCACUGUGGAAAAGGUGCAGUAUUCACUGAAGUACUCACACAAGGAGAUUCAGAGAGAAACAAUGUUGUUUCCCCCUCAGAUUGUGGGUGCAUGCUAAUAUGCAGCUAACUCUUGGUUAACCCUAGAGACUGUUUAAGCCAGGGAAGCCUGCGGAGGGAUGGUUUGGGGGAUCUCUGCUACUUCCUGGAGGCAGGAUCACCAGGCAUGAGGUGACAGGAGGGUGGCUGCAGGUUUGGAACCUCCUGGAAACCUGAUGUGAUAACUAAAAGGGACAAUCUGUGCAUUACUGAGAAUAGCCCCUGUGACCACAGUGGAUCACUGUCAAGCCUGGCUAAGGCUGUGUCCCAGCAGCACACCCAUACUAUUAGAAGAGUCAACCUCUGUGUGCCCACACCAAUGCAGCACAGGAGGUGCAACUGUUCUUCACCUUUAAACUGCAUCUCAAACCUAUUAGAAAAGAGCUAUUUAGGCAGUUCCACACUCAGGCAGGAAAUACAUCGGGCUAUACCAUCAGCAUCCCAAGUGGGAGGCAAAUGCUCUGAGCAGAAAGCAAAGGUUGGUUGUUUUCAGCAUGUGUACAUGGAAGUGUGCAGUGACCUGGCAGCAGAUCCCUGUGGAUGUAGCAGACAGACAAACUGCUUCUUACCCCUGAACUACCGAGCUCCAGCCCCUCACCCAGCGGCUGGACAUGAGCUACCACAGGAACCCACAAAAACACAUCCUGUGAUGGAGAGGUGCUACUGAUUGCAUCAGGUACUGAUGCAAGAAUGUCAGUGCUUCUUAUCCCCUUUUCCAGAGGUCAGAGUUACUUCAUUUCAGUUGCUACCUUGCAAAGCUAAAAAUCUCUCUACUGGUGUGGCAAAGCAGAGUUAGGCUGCUCAAAACCAAGUUGGAUGGAGCUUGGCACAAUCUGCUCUAGUGGAAGGUGUUGGAACUGGAUGAGCUUUAGGGUCCCUUCCCAUCCAAACCAGUCUGCGGUUCUAUGAGAUAGAGGGUGCAUUUACACCAUGUAUGGAAAGAGCCUGUCACAGUUAUGCCCUGAGGUGUCCACAUCUAGAGCUAAAAUUGCACCUUCAGGAUUUCUCAUCUUCUUACUUCUCACAUCAGCACUGACUCAAAGCCUAAACAGCAUAACUUACCAACUGCCUUUAAACUGGCUCUUGGAUGGCAAGCCUCAAUGAACUUAGCUGGGAAGGUAAUAUCUGGUUAAACAACAUCUACACAUCUUCAGUGUAUCCACAAGUAAAUUAAGGGAAACUGGGCAUUUAUCAUCUACUUAUUAAAACGUUAUUAAUCCGUUCCCUAA
This is a messenger RNA of Pezoporus occidentalis (night parrot), 2264 nucleotides long. RefSeq names its product family with sequence similarity 107 member A (gene FAM107A). Bases 288 to 791 code for a protein of 167 amino acids. Gene Ontology annotation, cellular component: neuron projection; synapse; stress fiber. The record is from RefSeq and is a predicted model, not a curated record. The transcript has 4 exons. Gene Ontology annotation, biological process: actin filament bundle assembly; actin filament polymerization; regulation of actin cytoskeleton organization. NCBI's taxonomy places the organism in Eukaryota, Metazoa, Chordata, Aves, Psittaciformes, Psittacidae.